This is a messenger RNA of Euleptes europaea (tarantolino), 1369 nucleotides long. It is a transcript of the gene CCDC68, whose product is annotated as coiled-coil domain containing 68. Gene Ontology annotation, cellular component: intracellular anatomical structure. Gene Ontology annotation, biological process: intracellular signal transduction. Gene Ontology annotation, molecular function: nucleic acid binding; zinc ion binding. NCBI's taxonomy places the organism in Eukaryota, Metazoa, Chordata, Lepidosauria, Squamata, Sphaerodactylidae. The transcript is spliced from 11 exons. The record is from RefSeq and is a predicted model, not a curated record. Bases 1 to 1359 code for a protein of 452 amino acids.
AUGGCUUUCAUUGGCCAGAGCACCCCCAAUAUCCGAAAGAAGUUGCAGCGCUUAAAAGCUCCCAGCGCCCAGCCCCUUGAGGUUUUGAUGCAUACGGCUUAUGAAGCCUACACCCAGCAAGAGGUAGCUGGAGAGAAAAAGGAGGAGAAAAAGAUGAAGCGCCAGGCUACACUCCUUGCAGCAGCUCUCCAGGGCGAUCUUGGGGAUCUUCCUCCCCCACCUCGGGGACGGGGCAGAGGCUGGGGUAGAAGAGAAGCAGGCCAGACCUUGGGGCGCAACCAGUGUGCCCUUUGUGGCCAGCAGGGACACUGGAGAAGAGACUGUCCCCAGAAUGAGCCAGUGACAGGACACCCCAAAGCCCUGAUAACGAUGACCACUCUAGUGCUGACGCAGCACGUUUUGAGAGACUACCGGGGGACAGAGGGAAAUUAUCUCUUAUAUGGAUCCAAUGCUUCUGAGAUUGCUGAAGAAACUGAAUAUAUAAAACAGAUAAGAUCGACUCUAGCGAAAGUUCAGCCUCUGCUGUGUAGAGAACGUGGAGUCCCAAAUGGCACACUGGGUUCAAAGACACAAUUCCAAGAAUCUGGAUUGGACCCUGACCAAGAGACUUUGGCUUCCAGCUACAUGGAGACAGUGGAAAAGGUGGAAGAGACAGAACAAGAAUUGUCACGGGUGAACAAAGAAAACGAAUGGCUACUGAUCAAGCUGGAGGCCUCAAGAGCAGCUGGAAUAGAGUCCGUGAAAAACGCUACACAUAUAAUCCAGGACGAGUACAAUCGGCGCUAUGGAGAUUUUAAGAAAAGGCGUGAAGGGGUUAUACACACAAUGAAGGCACGCAAGUCUGAACAAGAAGCGACGUUAAAGCAAAGUACGGACAACCUCAGUCGAAUGAAUGUGGCGCUUCAAGAAAAGUACAACCAGAUCGAGGAGCUGGAGAAGCGAGUCCAGAGGAUGGGAGAGGAAAAGAAGACGCUGAAAGAAAAGCAACGGUUGUUAAAAGGGAAACUGCAACAGAUGAUGUCGAAAGCGGAAGACACAAACAGCUGCAUCAAAGUUCAGACAGAGAUCUCCACCCUUCAGGAGCAAAUUAGUCAUUUGGACCACGUGAUCCAUUCUCAGCAUCAAAACUUGCACGCUUUGAUUCAUCAGAUUGAAGACUUGAACAAUGAGCUAAGAAUUCAAGAUGAAAGAAUAGAAUCCCUAAAAGAGAAGAUUGGGAUGCUACAGGCAAAGAAUGAAGAACUGAAGGACAAAGUGCAAUUCUGGUCUGGCCAAUCCAAAUCAAGAGUUUCCAAAGCUGUUUCAGUAAAGCUCGAUGUGGCCUCACCGUACACCAUGAUAACCAGACUGCGCAAAUGAGACAUCCCUG